Molecule: messenger RNA, 843 nt
Organism: Jatropha curcas
Lineage: Eukaryota; Viridiplantae; Streptophyta; Magnoliopsida; Malpighiales; Euphorbiaceae
Source: RefSeq, a predicted model, not a curated record
AUGUACUAUGAGCAAAAACGUUUCUUACUCCUAGCUCAUUAUGAUGCGAUAUCAGUCAAAUGGAAUCCGGAGGAAGAAUUGAUCGUGAAGCAGGUGGUUGGGAUUUUGCAUUUACUUGUUUCUCUUGGGAUUGUUGCAUGGCAUAAGUUACUGAAAAAGGCUUUUGUGGCUGGUGUAUUGUUCCCCAGGCCCUGUUUUGGAUUGUUCUGCAUAUUCUCAGUUUUAUUGAUUUCUGUAUCUACCAUUCCGGCUGCGCACAAGCUUGGUUAACUUUUCGAGCCAGCGCUAUUGGUAAUACGGAGAUGGUUCUUGUUCUAUGUUCCUUCAUUGGUUUUGCGUUUCUCUGGAGGUUGGUUGGUUCACUUUUGUGUUUGACUGGGAUUCACGGGCAUUACUGUGAGGAAAAUAGUGAAGACAGAGAAUGGACGAUGCAGACCGAUUUUUUACCCUUCCUUUUCAUUAGAAGUCUGGGCCUGGAGUGGGAAUUUUCUUGUACAUUUUGUUGCUGAUAUGGUUUUCCCCAACUGCCUGGGACAUUUAUGCUCGAACUUGCUUCCUUUUCUAAUAGCUGCCACUGUGUUGGGUACCAUGUUGGUUAGGGGAUUUGAGCAUUGGCUUUUGGAUAUCUUAUCAUUUCUGGAUUUUAUCUGUUCUAUUCGUGUUGCUGAUCUGGAGUGUGAUGUUCUUGAUGGGAUUUUGGGGUCUGUUAUUCUUUUCUUUUGCCUUCUUUUUGAGAAGAAUGCAGCUGUUGAGAUUUUCACCUCUGUCAUUUUUUCAACAUUCUCAUUGUGGACUGCUCUUAUUGGAGUAUUGGUGUCGGGUUUAGAAGGCGCCUUGGAUUAG